AGAAGAAGAAGAACAGCUUCCGACAGUUUGUUUUGAGAGUAAACAGCGAAACGAAGGGCUGCGGUACUCUGCCACUAAUUUCCGCAUUUUAAUGUCAAAAUGGGGGCUUGUUUGGCGUUGUGCUCUUUAGCCAGCUGUGCCUCCUGCCUGUGUGGCUCAGCACCAUGCCUUCUGUGUGGCUGCUGUCCCUCCUCCAACAACUCCACCAUCACACGGCUGGUUUUCUCCUUCUUUCUGCUGCUGGGUACCAUGGUGUCUGUCAUCAUGAUCCUUCCUGGAAUGGAGACGCAGCUCCGUAAAAUCCCAGGAUUUUGCCAGGGAGGAAGCUCGAUACCUGGUUUUGAAAACCAGGUUAAUUGUGACGUCAUUGUGGGCUACAAGUCUGUGUAUCGAAUGUGCUUCGCCAUGACUUGUUUCUUCUUUCUGUUCUUCACCAUCAUGAUUCGUGUCCGUAGCAGCAAAGACCCACGUGCAGCUAUUCAGAAUGGGUUCUGGUUCUUUAAAUUUCUCAUCCUGGUUGGGAUAACAGUGGGAGCUUUUUUCAUCCCUGACGGAACCUUUCAUUCUGUGUGGUUUUACUUUGGAGUAGUGGGAUCCUUCAUCUUCAUUCUAAUCCAGCUUAUUCUUCUCAUCGACUUUGCCCAUUCCUGGAACAAGGUGUGGGUAGAAAAUGCUGAAAAUAGCGACAACAAAUGCUGGUUUGCAGGCCUGCUGUCCUUCACCUUCCUCCACUACGCGCUGGCUAUCACGGCUGUGGUGCUUUUCUACGUUUACUACACACAACCGGACGACUGCACAGAGCAUAAGGUCUUCAUCAGUCUCAACCUUAUCUUCUGUGUCAUCAUCUCCAUCGUCUCCAUCCUGCCCAAGAUACAGGAAGCCCAGCCACACUCCGGUUUGCUCCAGGCUUCACUCAUCUCCCUCUACACCAUGUAUGUCACUUGGUCUGCAAUGACCAACAAUCCAAAUCGAAAGUGUAACCCGAGCCUGUUGAGUCUCGUGUCAAACGUCACCACCAGUGAACCAUCUGGUGACGGCAACCCAGAACAGGUCCAGUGGUGGGACGCUCAGGGGAUCGUUGGUUUGAUCAUCUUUCUCUUCUGCACUCUCUACGCCAGUAUCCGUUCAUCCAGUAACGCUCAGGUGAACAAGCUGAUGCAGACGGAGGAGGGCGGAGGGUCGGGUGGAGAGGGCGUGGUGGGAGAGGACGGCAUACGCAGGGCCGUGGACGAUGAGGACGAGAAAGUCUCUUACAGCUACUCCUUUUUCCACUUCCACCUCUGCCUGGCUUCUCUCUACAUCAUGAUGACCCUCACCAACUGGUACCAACCAGACACCACCACCCAGAACAUGCAGAGCAGCAUGCCAGCUGUGUGGGUGAAGAUGAGCUCCAGCUGGCUGGGCCUGGGGCUCUACCUCUGGACCCUCAUCGCCCCGUUCAUCUUCCCUGAUAGGGAUUUCAACUGAGUACGCCUUGUCUUUGAGCUGUAUUUGUUUUUUUGUUUUCUUGCCUGGUGUAUAAGGCAGUGUGAAGGAUGCUAUGAAGGGAAAUUUGAAGGAUGUUAUGAAGGAAAUACAUUUAAUUUAUUUUUAAUCCUUUUUCAACUAAUUGCUGCUCUGCUGUUGUUGUGCUUAUGUUGUUUUACUCCUCUAAGUAUGUUUAUAUAGUCUGUUUCUCACUAUAGAUAUAUAAAAGUGCUUUUUUUUUUUUUUUUUUGGAUGAUGGUUUUGGCUAAGACAAGUUGUUUUCUUUGCUAAUGACUCACCUUCACAGGCAACUCCCUACCUUCUGCCUGAUGUAGUCUAAACUACCACAAAGACUCAACAACAGGGCACUUUCCUGAUACCUCAGACAUUUCAGUAACAGAUUCCCUUUUAAGGGCCUGUGAGAUCAGACUUCUCUGAUUGGCCAGGUCUGGAAUCCCUGAUUAGCUGGACUCUUUUAGUGCUGGGGGCAACAAGGGGGAAUCCUCUUUGGGAGCCCCAAAGUAAGUUGAAUGUGAGAGUUAGAUAAGACUAAUAUGACACGCCCUGCAGAUUCUAACAGGGUUUCCCACUUGCUGCUGUGCUGUAAGCAAAUCUACGUCAUUACCACCUUGAGCCAGAGAGUCUUAAUAGACUGCCAGUCUAAUCUCAGCUCUUCCUCGUCUACUCCAACGUAGGGUAAUUUAUCUCUGGUGCUACGCCUUUCCAUGUCUGCCUGUGUUUGGCCUUGUAGAGCCACGAGCAACAAUCUGUACCUGUAAAGCAGCCUGUUUGCAGCACGGAGACAUGUAUUGAUCCAUAGCAGUCAGCACCAUGCGGUGUGCAGCGGUACGGUUCAGUUCGGGGGAGAUGGCGUGAACUUCACACUACACUGCAAAAAAGCCAACUUGUAUUUUUAAUUUAAUUUGGCAAAACAUGGAAAUAUAAAUUAUUGACAUUUAGGGCAAUAAUGUAAGUUAGCACAACAAAGGAAGCCAGUUGUCUGCUCAAAAACAAGUUGGUGAGUUGUUGUUACUUAUAUCUUUAAGUUGGGGUUCACAACAAGGGACAAUAGUUCUGAUAACUCUUAUUUCUUUGUUGUGAAAUUCAGUCAUUAGCGAAAGCUAGCGGCUAGCUAAUGCUAGCGGCUAAUUGAUGCUAGCGGCGCUACUUGUUACAGCUACAAGAGUAGCCAUUAGCAUAUCAAUGCUAACUCAAAAUUGUUCAUAGUGGCGUUACAAUCGUGCCAGAGAAAUUCAGAGUUGAGCAAACUCAAAAACAAAACUUUAUAUUUAGUUUAAUUGUCCAACUUAAAAUUUAACCGAAAUUUUGAGUUCACCCAACUUUUCUUUUUUUGCAGUGUACCUGUGCUGUCACGAAUGCCAUUAUUCCCAGAAUGUCGCAGAGCUUGUUAUUGAGUUGAGAGAAAAAGAGAUUUUUUAAAAAUUGUUGCAGUGUAAUGACGCAUUUCAGAAAUGAUAAAUUGCUGUUAAAUGGUAUUGACUUUCAUAGUAUGUUGAUGGUCGUGAUGGUGGUACAAUGACUUUAUGCAUUAUAUAGUAGUUACCUCAACUUCAAUAUGACUGGAAUAAGUUACAAUAAGACCUGUAUGUUUUGUACUUGUGAAAAAAAAAAUGUUUUGGUACAAUCCUGAAAAUAAGAUUUUAUGUUAUGUCCUUAACAUUUUCAAUCCCCACACAUAUGAAUCAGAUUUCCUCUUCCUCUGGCUGCAUAUGAGUAUUGUGAAUGGAUUUUCAAGGUGUAUUAAUAUUUUUUAAUUGUAAUUUUCUUUAUCAAACAUUGUCAAAGGUAUUGUACAUUCACCAUUAUCCUCUGAUAAUGACUGAGGGAUUAUUUAAGAAGAAUUGCCAAUGUUAGGUUUGACAUGUAAUAUUUCAAAAACACUAUAAAGUGCCUUUUUGUAGUCCUGAGUUUCAGAACACUAAUGCUGACAUGUGCUUGUCAACGCCUUGCCUUACAUUGUGGUGAGUCAGUCAUUGCAUGCCAAUGAGGCAUAGGCCUAUGAAAUUAAUAAAUAUUGUAAUUAAUGUAUAAACUGUUUUUCUAAAAAUAAAGCUGGAAAUCUGUCACUCACUGUUA
Messenger RNA from Centropristis striata (black sea bass), 3564 nucleotides. It is a transcript of the gene serinc2l, whose product is annotated as serine incorporator 2, like. The transcript has 10 exons. The record is from RefSeq and is a predicted model, not a curated record. NCBI's taxonomy places the organism in Eukaryota, Metazoa, Chordata, Actinopteri, Perciformes, Serranidae. Gene Ontology annotation, cellular component: membrane. Bases 100 to 1467 code for a protein of 455 amino acids.